AUGCGUAUCUACUUUCAAGCUAUUUCAUGUAACGCUCUGCCGUUGCUGUUGCUCGUCUUCUUUGUAAAUAUUUAUAUUACAAAAGCAACAACAUCGGUAUUUUCGUUUAAUGAUUAUACUGACAAUUAUGCUAGACAAGCUGAAGAAUAUAUCGUAACUUCAAAACCAAUCGAUGGAAUUAAACGUUCGAAUGUAUGCGGUGAUGGCCAUCGUAUUGACGGCGCUGUCCUUAAAUCAUAUCCAUAUUCUAAACAUGACACGUAUCUACCUUAUGAAAACUGCUUAAUGACAUUUCAGGCUCGGCGACCAAACAAUCACAUUCGUAUACAUAUCGUGGCACUAGAUCUCAAUGAUAUUCAUGGUGGUACCGAUUGUUUAGAUUCACUUCGCUUUUAUAAAUCAUUUCAUGUAGCACGACAAGAGAAACUUGACUCGAUUGAAUGCGGACAAAUCAACGAGGCAGAAAAAUUCAAUAUGGUUUCGCCUACAGGCAUUGUUACUGUUCAUUUCAGUACCGACGGUGGAAAUGUGAAUGGACUCGGAUUUAAAGUAAUUCUUACUACUUUUCGUCCUCCGAACAAAACACAUCCAUGUGAUCAAUAUGAUGAUGAAUUUCUUUGUGGCAAUGGCGAUUGCAUUAGUAAUACACUGUUAUGUGAUGGUGUUGCUCAUUGUUUAGAUGGGUCAGACGAAACACCAAAUGAAUCAUGUGUUUCCAAUGUGGAUGGAUCAAAACUCAAUCGUAAUAUCGAUACAAAACGUCGUGCUUUGAUAGCUAAACAUCAUCACUGGCGUGGAAUAUUAAUCAUUGCUUUUCUACUUAUUAUAUUUAUUGUAUUUGUACUUUUUUUCGUAUAUUUUAUUUGUCGUCAUUGUGUUGAUCCAUCGAUUCCGUUAACUAAUGAAAAUACUGAUCGUCGAAGAAAAAACUAUAAAACUAUUGUUCAUACACCUUUAAAUGGACCAAAACAGUCACCAUCGACUCAAAUCAUUAAACAGAAUGACAAAAAUCGAAAAUAUCUCGAUGAUGAUUACAAUCUGAUCUAA
Messenger RNA from Rotaria socialis, 1047 nucleotides. The record is from the annotation of a GenBank genome assembly. Lineage: Eukaryota; Metazoa; Rotifera; Eurotatoria; Philodinida; Philodinidae.